Messenger RNA from Macadamia integrifolia, 2773 nucleotides. Its product is annotated as putative metallophosphoesterase At3g03305. Bases 71 to 2314 code for a protein of 747 amino acids. Lineage: Eukaryota; Viridiplantae; Streptophyta; Magnoliopsida; Proteales; Proteaceae. The record is from RefSeq and is a predicted model, not a curated record. Gene Ontology annotation, molecular function: hydrolase activity. The transcript has 4 exons.
AACAAGUCUCCGUUCUCAUCCUUCUGUGUUAUUUAAAAAAAAAAAGCAAUCCCUUAUUCCCUCGACUUCCAUGAACAAUAGUUGGAAAACCCAAAUGGGGUUUUUUAUUCUUCUCCUCAUCUUGCUUUGUUUCUCGAUUCCAUCUGAAACUAAAUUUGAUUCUCUCGAAGCCAGUGAAAACAUUGUAGGAAGGAAAGCUAAUUCUACAACUUUCAUAGAUUUGAAAGAUGGCCCAGAAUCUGUAGUCUUUGCGGUUCAGCUCUCAGAUCUUCAUUUCAGUGUUUUCCAUCCUGAAAGAGCACUUGAUUUUCAGAGGCUCGUGGGCCCUGCUCUUGCCAUGAUAAACCCAUCUCUUGUUCUGGUAACUGGUGAUCUAACAGAUAGCAAAAGUAAAGAUCUGUUAACAACGAAACAAUAUGAAGAGGAGUGGAUUGAAUACCAGAAGGUUAUGGAAAACGUUGUUGAAAGGAGUGGACUUGACAAGAAUAUCUUUUAUGAUCUUAGAGGAAAUCAUGAUAAGUAUGGUGUACCAGUUGUUGGUGGCUCAUUUGAUUUCUUUCCAAAUUAUAGUAUCAACGGACAACUAGGAAGAAGUGGGAAUGUUCACAGCAUCACUAUACAGAGUGGUGGACGAAAGCAUCUGUUUGUCGGGUUUGAUAGUACAAUGUCUGCUGGUUUACGUGGCCCAACCAAUCUUUUUGGGCAUCCGACAGAUGAACUACUAGUUGACAUAGAUAUGGAGCUCUCGCAGUGGGAUUCUCAAUCAACAAAAGGGUUAACAAAGAUCUCUUUCGGGCACUUUCCACUUUCACUCUCAGCAUCUACAGAAUCUGGGAAGAGUCUGAAAGAUGUUUUUCUCAAACAUUCCUUGUCAGCAUAUGUAUGUGGACAUCUUCAUACAAAGUUUGGUGAGAAUUUGAAGCGGCAUCAUCAUUCAGAUAACCGUUUCUUGUCAUUAGAGAAAUAUUUCCAGCUAAAUAUCCACCAAACACUUCAACGGAGUACACCUUUUCAAAAAGAUUGUUCUGAUGGAGCCCCAAGGAUCAACGAAUUCUGGGAGUGGGAGAUGGGUGACUGGAGGAAGAGCAGGGUGAUGCGAGUAUUGGCCAUUGACGCUGGUCAUGUUUCAUUUGUUGAUAUUGAUUUUAAGAUGGGAGCUAAGAAAACUAUAAUACUGCCUACAUUUCCACUAGAUUCAUGUUUCAUGUUAACAGCUUCAUUUCUCCAUGAGUAUAGAUGUUCAACUGACCAAUCAUCUUUUGAGACUGUCCGAGCUUUGGUAUUCUCAUCUCUGCCAAUUUUGUCAGUAGUGGCAAGAGUCUUUGACUCUAGGCUAGGAAAUUUUGAUAUGGUCAUGGAGGCAACUAUGAGAAAGCAUGAGAACUCUAGCAGAGGAGAUCUCUACACUACCCCAUGGAACUGGAGAGCCUUUGACGAUCCAUCUCCUGAUCGAUUCUGGCUGCAAAUAGAAGCAACUGAUAUAAUGGGAAGAUCAACAUUAAGCAAGUUAAGGCCAUUCUCCAUUAAUGGUCUGACUGCAAAACUUAGUUGGAAUUGGAUGGAGUUUCUCGUUAUGGGUUGUCAAUGGGAUGUUCUAUAUUUCCCAAUUCUGUGGUUUAUUCUUUUGUUUAUCCUUUCCAUGCUUCUUAUUCCCAAAGCACUUCUCAUAUGCUCAAAGAUGCAGUACACAUAUAUGCAUUUCAUUGAUCAAAAAGGCUUCAUACGUGGUAUAUUGUGGGUUCUAACAGAGUUCUGUAGGAUCUCGUUUCUAUGGUAUGGUAUGUUGGUGUACUUGUUCUACCUGAUAUUCUUCCCUUGGUGUUUUGGGAAAGUUUUCACCACAGGUGGAGAUGGGGGUUACAUGACCUACAAGGGUUGGAUUGUGAAUAUUCCUGGUGAAAGGAGUAGACAAGCUUAUAUUGGACAUCCGGAUAUAAUGGUAGUUAUUUUACCUCAUCUCUUUUUUGUAGUCAUGCCAGCUGUUUUGGUUAUGGGAGCUUUUGCUGCCGAAAGAGCAGUUUAUCGGCUUUACUUCCUGUCACUAUCAGGGAAAAAAGAUGAUGAUUGUACCGAAGAAAGUAGGGGAUCACUGUAUGGCUAUCAAGGCAAUAACGGAUCAAAGUUUUUCUUUGGUGGGCGUCUGGUGAGAAAAUUUCUCAUGGUGAUUUGCUUGGUCAUCUGUUGGACACAUUGGAAGCUUUGUAGAGUUCUGACAAAAGCGUAUGAAAUGAACCCAUUUCUUCAUUCACCGGGAUGUUGCCUGCCAAUUCCACUCCUCUUGGCUUAUGCAGUGUACAAGACUAGGAGAGUUUGAUGAGUAGCUUUGAUGACAAGGAAGUUCAAUGUGUACUGUGUAGCUCUAGAGGUAUGAUAUCAUAUCACUGGGCUAAUGCACAAAGGUUACUGAUGGGAAAAGGAUAUGUGCAUGUGUACAUAAGGCUUAAAAUGUUUUCAUGAGUCUCAGAUGAAAUAUGAUGAAGAAAUGCAGCACAUGGAGUUUUAAAAUAUGGAUUGGACAUCUUGAGAGUGAUUAAAUGCAACACACCCUUGUGUUCAAGCCACUAAUCUGAAGCAUAUGGAGGUGCUGGACUUGGGACCCAUCUUACUUCCCAAAAAGAGGUGAAUAGUGAAGUACCAGGUACCUUAGAGAGUGAAAGUACCAGGUACAAGUAGAAGGUAUUUUUAUAAACUGAAGUCGGAACUUCUUCAUUGUACUACAUUUCUAACUUUAUUAAAUGAGAAAUGACAAAAGAAUUGGUGUUCUUUGAGUCAA